Neomonachus schauinslandi (Hawaiian monk seal) is the source of this 1014-nucleotide messenger RNA. It is a transcript of the gene JSRP1, whose product is annotated as junctional sarcoplasmic reticulum protein 1. Gene Ontology annotation, cellular component: sarcoplasmic reticulum. The record is from RefSeq and is a predicted model, not a curated record. Gene Ontology annotation, biological process: regulation of ryanodine-sensitive calcium-release channel activity; skeletal muscle contraction. Lineage: Eukaryota; Metazoa; Chordata; Mammalia; Carnivora; Phocidae. The coding region runs from base 1 to 1014 and encodes 337 amino acids. The transcript is spliced from 6 exons.
AUGCCUCUGACCAAGACGCCCCCUCUCCAGGCCUCCCCCUGCCCAGCCCCAGAUCCGAGGUGCUCAGACGUCUCCAUGACAACCAGGGCCUUGCAGGAGCUGGAUGGAGGCCUGGGCAGCUGCCAAGCAGGGGAGGACCUCUCCACACUGGCUGACCCCUGCCCUGACCAGCCCCAGGAGGACAGGGCUCAAGCGAUGCCCAGGCUGGCCGACUCUAGCGGCUGGCCCCAUGUUUCUCAAGCUGAGGGCAGCCCCACAAGCAGUGUGGAUGCCAGGCCCAAGAAGACAGAAAAGGAGCCCGUGGCCAAAGUGGCCCCAGGACCCGGGAAAGAGAGGCUGAAAGCAGGAGCAACGCCCCGGAGCCCCAUGCGCAAGAAGGUGCAGGCCUCACCACCCCCGGCCCCGGCCCCGAGCGAGGAGCUGCCCUGGGGAGACCUGUCACUCAACAAGUGCCUGGUGCUCGCCUCAUUUGUGGCGCUGCUGGGCUCGGCCUUCCAGCUGUGCCGCGAUGCUGUGGCUGGGGAGGCAGAGGCCCCUGCACCUGUCCCUGAGCCGUGGGUACCUCCAAGCUCUGCCCCCGAGCCAGCGUCAGCCCCGGUCCCGAAGCUCAAGGCCUGGGCGCCCCCAUCGGGACCUCGGGCGCCCCAGGUGGAGAAGGAGGAGAAGGCCGAGGUUCCAGCAAGCCGGGAGAGUGCAGAGAAGGCUGCUGGGGAAAAGCGCGCGCCCAAGGAGCCUCCACGCAAGGAGGAGAGACCUCGAAAGGAAAGACCGCGGAAGGAGAAGCCGGGGAAGCCGGUGAGGCCUCCGAAGCAGCAGAAGCCACCGGCCGCCAGGGAGCCCCGAGCAGCCCUACCCCGGCGCUGGGAGCUGCGCGAAGGGGGCCAUCGGCAUUGGAUGCAGGACUCCCGAGACCCGGGACACAAAAAGAGUCAGGCCUGGGACUCCCUGCGGCGCCCCGACACGGACCGGCCUCCCCGACGCCAGAAGCACCCUGCGGGCAAAGGGCGGGACUGA